This is a messenger RNA of Plasmodium malariae, 3582 nucleotides long. Its product is annotated as conserved Plasmodium protein, unknown function. The coding region runs from base 1 to 3582 and encodes 1193 amino acids. The transcript is spliced from 5 exons. NCBI's taxonomy places the organism in Eukaryota, Apicomplexa, Aconoidasida, Haemosporida, Plasmodiidae. The record is from RefSeq and is a predicted model, not a curated record.
AUGUCAUUACUGUAUAUGAUUCUAGAUAGCACAAAGAAUUACUCGUAUAUGAUUUUCUUACUUGUUGAUAUUCUUUUAUGUAUAUAUAUUGUGUUCAGUUUAUACUGUGAAAAAAAUGCAGGCAUAAAAAUUUCUGUUGAAUGGAUGAUAUAUAUGAUAACAUUAAGUCUAAAGUUAACAAUAUUUUGUUUUUUUAUUAAAGAAGAAAAAAAAAAUGAAAUGAAUAGUAUGUUUUUUACCUACUUAAGUAAUGAUGUGUUGGCUUAUAAUUUAAUUUAUAUAACACCUUUUAUAUACUUACUUUUUUCCUUAAGAAGUCGAAAUAUUUUGGAAGACAUAUUAAAUAAUAAAAUAAUAAUUGAAAAUAUACUAAGUAUUGAUGUGAACAUAAUUAAUUUGUUCGAUUUAAUUGAUCUUACUUUUAUGUAUUCACACGUAACAAGUAUAUACAAAUCCUUACCUGAUUCAGACUCUUAUUAUAAUUUUCAAAAGAAAAAAUCUUUUUUAAUGCUAAUUUUUGUAAUUGUUUCUAUGCUCUUAUUUGGAUUCUACUUUCCCAUAUACACGAAUAUCGAAAAAACAUAUACCUGCGAUGAUGACGUUGAUUUGUAUAUUCAGAAUGAAGGGGCCAGUGGAAAAAUAAAAAAAAAAAAAGAAAAAAAAGAAGAAGCAGAGAAGAGGGAGAUGCAGAAGGGGGAAGUAAAUGGUGUGGCGAACGGUAUAGCGAGUUACAUACCGAACGGUACUUCUAAUACUCACCGUAUGAAUUAUGAAGUAAAGGACUAUGUUAAACAUGCCCAUGACAAGGAAAGUUCAACUUUUGAUUCUAAUACUGUUACUCUUCAUGAUAGUACCAAAUUGCAUAGCAAAAUGAAUGUGCACAGUUUUAAUAAGUCAAACGGAAAGACAUAUAGAAGAGAUGCCUUAAAUAAGAUUGAUGAUGAUAAAGACGAAUAUCUACAUGGAAAUCUACAUGGAAAUCUAAAUGGCACAGUUAGAAUGGAUGUGCGUAAUAAAGCCUCCUCUUCCUUAGAAUCUUUAGACUCUAAAAGAUGGACAUAUGCAUCAUCUCAAAUAACAUCAAACAAGUUGUUAGAUAGAAAAAUUUCUUCAUCAUCUUCUUUGUCAUCUUCUCAUUCAUGUUCUACUAUAUCGUCGACUACAUCUUCUUUAGCAUCAUCUUCAGUUCCAUCCUCUACUUAUCACUGCGCAUACUCUUCAGCACCUGAAUCCUUUUACGCACCAUCCUUUACCUCUUUUACUUCUAUCACUACUAAGAAUCAUAAUAAUAAGAUGAAAAAAUCUUAUCACCACAAGUAUAAGGAUGUGUACACAGAUGUUUAUAUCACGGCCAAGUUUCACUUUAUUGUGGGGUUUCUCUUAAUAGACAUCCCCUUUUUCGUAUAUAGGCUCCUGUUCUGCAUCAAGUACAAGGUACUGCUCAGCCUCAUCGUGAAGAAUAUUUUAUUUUUACUUUUUCGAUCGUAUAAAUUAAACGAAUAUAGACUUAUAGAAAAGGAGAAGUAUAAAAAAAAUAAAAGCAACCUUGAUUUUCAUUUCUAUAAUAUUUUAAAUUUUGAUAGCGAGUCAACUGGCUACAGAAAAGGGGAAAAUUCAGAAAAUUUUAAAAAUUCAAAAUGUGAUAAGAAAGAAAAAAAAAAAAAAAGAAAAAGAAAAGAAAAAGAAAAAGAAAAAGAACAUGAAAAUGAAAAUGAAAAUGAAAAAAAGAAGGCACUAUUAUCCUUUGGAAGACGUACGAUAAGUCAUAGUAGCGAGGAGCAUGAUUUAUAUCUGAAGAGGAAAUACCAGAAUUUUUUCCGCGUAUUGAAAAAUAAAGAUUCUAAUGAUAUCAGCAAUGAGAAAAGUAAGAAAGAACUUGGUCUCAAGAAGAUAAAGGAAAAAAUUAAAAAAAAAAAAACAAAAAGAAAAAAAGAAAAUGAAGUACUAUACAUAUUUAAGGAAGAAUUUAAGGAGUAUAAAAAAAAAAUAAUUUUAGAAAGGAACUCCAAUGGCGAUUCUCUCCUCAACAAUAAUCUGUUCUUGAACAACGAAAAUGAAAAAAGCCCGCAUGAUGAGCGAGUUAACGAGGAAAACAUAACGCACAGUAGCGGAUGGCUCAAUGAGGACAAGCGGGCGAAGGGGAACAAGACAGGAAUAAAACUAACCUGGAAAGAAAGAAUAAGGCUACGAAGAGAGUACCGCAAAUUUGUCAAUUUAAUAUAUAAACUAAAAUAUAAAAGAGAGAUUCCUAUUUACCACUUUAAAAUACGAGAUCACAUUUCAGCCUUGUGUAAUUUUUUAUUCAAAAAAUUGAACUGUUCGAAUUUUGUAUAUUUUGAUGAUAAGUUGAUAUUUUCUUAUAUUACAAAUUUUCGAUUUAUGUUUAUAAUACUACUGGAUUAUUUUUUAAAAAUUGGUAUCACUGUAUUUUUUAUUUUUAUAUUAUUAAGUCAUCAUGUAUUUGUAAAUGAUCAGAAUUUAAUUUAUAUGAAUAAUAUUCCGAUGAAAAACAGUUCAGAUAAUGUUUUGUCCUUUCCUGGUAGUUUUGAUUUAACUAAUUACCCAGAUAUGAUAUUACCGCCUCAUACCAUAGAUAUUAAUUAUAUUAAUAGAGAUACAGAAAGUGUAAUUAGCUCUUCUACUUAUAAUAAUAAUAAAAACUUAACUAAAGGAUAUAUUGAUAUAGAUUUACCUAAUAACAUAUUUAAACUAAAAUGGGAAGAAAUAUUCAUUGUUGACAAAAUUUAUUUUUAUGCAUGUAUUGCAUAUUUUAUUAUGCAUUUUCUUAUAUUUAUUAAAACAUCUACUUUUUUUGAUAUCUUAUACGUAUCCAUAUUUAAUGCUAUAAGUCAUUUAUCUUUUUAUUUUUCUUUGAAACAAUUUAUUUUGUUCUUUUACACCUUCAAUGGAAAUAUAUAUAACAAAGAUUAUAUUUAUUAUAAACAGAAUAUAAGGAAGUUGAAUUACCAUUUUGAGUAUUACUAUCUCAUCCUUUUCAAUGCUCAUUGUUUUAUAUCUAUUCUCAAGCAUUUUUCCUUAUUUUCCAGAAUUCUUUUCAAUUUCAAAUACGUGUACUACUACAGGAACCACAGAAGGGCUGGAGAGAGCAGGAAGGAUGAGCUGAGGUACUCAGUCAGCGUGUACAUUUUGUUCCUUUUGUGUAAGUACUCGUAUGCCCCGAUAAACUUAAACAUCUUGCUAUUCGGAAAGAACACACUAAGCAAUAUCCUGUUGAUAGACAAUAUAAACAGUUUCACUUGGGUCAACAUAUUAGUUAUUAUAUUAUUUAAAAGUAUACAAAUUUUAAUAACAAAAGCAAACUACUUUUUAAUAGGAUUAUUUAUUUUACACAUUAUUUUAUAUGUAAUAUAUGCUGUCCAUGCGCAAAUUCUACGAUAUAUAAUUCUUAGAAAAAUUGAGAUCCUGUUUUCUUUUAAAAAUAUACUCAUAUCAAAAUAUGAAGAAAUUCCACUUGUUCCUGAGAAAUACUCCCCUUACAUAACUUGCAGGGAUAUACUAAAAUAUUACGCGGAAGAAGGUUUCUUCUCCUCGGAAAGUAAUAUUAUUCCGAAUUUUAUAUGA